Sorghum bicolor (sorghum) is the source of this 1499-nucleotide messenger RNA. RefSeq lists its product as uncharacterized. The record is from RefSeq and is a predicted model, not a curated record. NCBI's taxonomy places the organism in Eukaryota, Viridiplantae, Streptophyta, Magnoliopsida, Poales, Poaceae. The coding region runs from base 503 to 1354 and encodes 283 amino acids. The transcript has a single exon.
GACAAGGACCGGAUAGAACAACAACUCUUGCCGGGCAUGAUUUACAGGGGUUAAGAUGCCAUUCACUUGCUGCCUUGACCUGCCCUCUCCCGACAGUCAAGAGAAGGAAGAAGACUAGUGGGAAUUUGGAACUGGCCCUUGGGCGCUGCUGUGACUUUCACCUGCCGGACACUAGCACGAAACUUCGGCAAACCACGUGCUAUCCUUGAGGUUGACACGGCGCUUGAGAUUUCGACGGCCUGCAAGACUUUUGUUCUUUUGUUACAUGUUUCUCUCAUCGAUCCACGCGGAAGGUUGGAAGGACUAAUUAUGCAGAACGCGCCGGUUCCUGCAUUUGCUAGGCCACAAGUCCACAACUGCUACGCCAUGACCAGCCUCGCCCACUAACUUGCUUCGCCGCCUCACAAAAAAGCGAAGUGAAACAAUCGCCAAUGUCCUUUCCAGGCAGAAUCAUCACUUGUGGCUGCGAGCUAGAGUCUGCUUACUGCAUAUAGAAUCGGACAUGGUGCAGCACCGCGGCAGAACAGCGAGCAUGCUGGAGGUGCCGGUGCCGGUGCCGGGGAGCCUCCCGCUGUGCACCUACCGCGAUUCGAUCCGUAGAGUCUCUGUCGUCUCCGGCGGCCUGUGCGGGUCGGUGCAGCUGUUCUUCCCCGUGAGCUGCGACACUGAGGCGGGAGAUGGAGCCUACUGCUGGUCGAGCGCGAGCUCCGCCUCCAGUCCGUGUCCGUCCUUGGAUGCAUGGGCCCGUUGCUCGCCCGUGUCCUCGUCCUUCUCCGGCUGCUGGGAGGCUGAAGACCCAGAUGCAGUCAUGGAGCUCCGCGCCAUCGCGCAGCAGAUGGUCCACGACGGCUACAUGCAGGGCCUCAUCCGAGCGUUCGGUGCCGGUCGCUCCUCAUCGGCACACCGCCGCGGUCUCGCCGGUCCCGGCCUCGAAGAGAGCCUUUUGGAGAGCUGGUUCUCGGAGCUGGACGUGGAGUGGGUACUCAGGAUCGGGGAAGGAGACAGAGUGCACUUGGACUUGGAGGACGGAUGCGCCUCCCUCCUAGAUAUGAUGGAGAGGUGGAUCAAAGCUCUCAAGACCAUGGUGCAGGUGCUCUGCAUCACGCAGCAGGAGAUCCGCGCCAAGGGGCCGACCGUCGCCGUCGGCGGCGGGGUCAGGAAGGCCAUCGAGCACAUCAUGCUGCUGGCCACCGGUAAAAUAAUGGCCGAGCGCGAGCAGGAGGUGGCCCAGUUCGUGCGGCUCGCCGAGGAUGCUUCACUUCGUGGACGCCGUCGCUCACGCCGCUCUGCACGACGACCAGGCGCCGGAGACGCUCCCGGGGAUGUUGCUGGUGUACACCUGCGUCGUGGAUGACGCGCCGGCCGUCCUGGCCUUGUUCCAAGAGGCGUCCAUGACCAGCUCCAUGUUCGACGCCAUCAACGCUGUCUUCCUACGGAAGAUGAACAGGCUGAGCGACGCCAUAUGGAGCAUGAUGGAGAAGGUCAGAGCUUCGUUCGUG